AGCAAAAGCUUCAAGUAGCACCCUCCAUAUUAGUAACACCAAAAGAUAUUUCCAUUGAAAUAAUAAAGCAAUUAAUUCAAAGUCCUGAUCAACUUCCUCAUAAAUCCGACUUGACAAAUUUCCUUAACGAAAAUCCUCCAGUAAAAAUACCGCUUGCUCCUAAUCUUUUUUACCAAAUUAGUACUACGGGUCCAGAUGGUAUAACUGAAGAAGAACGAGAUACAUAUUUUAUAUUAAGUACAGAAGCGGAGUGUACAUUUCUUUUUGCAAAACUUUUAGGACAGUUAAUUUACCCUCCCUCAUAUGGAAAAACUGAAGAUUCGUAUCAUUAUUUGUGGGAUUGUAUUAUUAAAAACACUUUAGAGUUAUUUGGAAUGCAUAUCGCUAGUUUACCAACUUUGGAAUUUGAUCGCAAUACCAACAAACGAACCUCAACAGGUCGCAAUCGUCCAGACAUGGUUGUAUUAGUGAGAAACGUUUGUCCUUUUCGAGGUGAAGAAAAGUCCCGGGAAGAAGCAGGAGAUCCUUCAAGUGAAUUAGUUGAUAAGAUCAAAGAUUGGACCUAUGGAGAUGCACCAUAUAUUUUUGCAUACUAUGCUAUUGGCGCUCAAGUCACAUUUGUUGCUUUGUAUAAGCCUGAAAAUAAGAAGAGAAAACUCAACAUUUGCUCUGAACGAAUUGCGGAGUUUGAUUUAGGGCGUUUGUCAGAUAGAAUUCGCAUUAUGAAUUUCCUUCGAAAUAUUUGUCGUAUAUUACCUAUAAUAGUGAAUUUAUGCCCUACUAGGGAUUCACCAGAAUUUCAAACAAUGAUUCGACCAAAUGGAACUAUUAUCGAACUUGGGUAUGCGAUUAAGAAAAAAUUUGCAGACGAAGAACAAGUUACACAUUUAAAAGAAAUUUAUGGAAUGUUACGUGCAAAUGAUAUUAGGUUUUCCGACAAAUUAGAACAUUCAUCUACACAUUCUAUUAAUUUGUCGCCACGUGGAGAACAACGAGAACCAAAUGAUCUCAAAGAAUUACUGCAAGCAUUAAUUUGUAUACUAACUUGUUUGAAGCAGGGUAUGCAUGAAAUUAAGCCCAAACCGAUAAUGCACAGAGAUGUUCGAUGGCCAAAUAUUAUUCGCCAUUACGACGGAUAUCAAAGAUUUAUUUUAAUCGACUUUGACAAUGCUACCUUUUCCCCUGCUGAUGAGCCUUUAGAAGAAUUUUCCGAAAGUGGUCAUGCUCCUGAAAUGCUGAUUAAAAAGCAUAAUUAUAAGGUUGAUAUAUGGGGCGUUGGAAACUUAAUUGGUUCAUGUAAUGUCACAGGCAUCCCCCCAGAACUUUUAAGCUUCAGCACAGAUUUGUGUAAACAUAAUCCAAAUAAUCGACCAACUACUUCAGUUGCUCUCGAUCGGGCAAAGGAUAUGUUUAGAGAGUGGUUUCCAAAUGAUGAUUGGCUAGAAAGGAUCGAAACUGCAUAA
This is a messenger RNA of Cetraspora pellucida, 1463 nucleotides long. Lineage: Eukaryota; Fungi; Glomeromycota; Glomeromycetes; Diversisporales; Gigasporaceae. The record is from the annotation of a GenBank genome assembly.